Messenger RNA from Ceratitis capitata (Mediterranean fruit fly), 2072 nucleotides. RefSeq lists its product as uncharacterized. Lineage: Eukaryota; Metazoa; Arthropoda; Insecta; Diptera; Tephritidae. Gene Ontology annotation, biological process: lipid metabolic process. The transcript is spliced from 7 exons. The coding region runs from base 336 to 1694 and encodes 452 amino acids. Gene Ontology annotation, molecular function: phosphoric diester hydrolase activity. The record is from RefSeq and is a predicted model, not a curated record.
GAUCUUCUAAAUGAGUUUGGCUAACAAUUGAAAUACUGGCGUUAUUAGGUCUGAUUUUUCCAGACUAUGGUCCGGUAGCUAACGAGGACUUCAGCGCAUUCGCGAAUUAAUAAAAAUAGCGAAAUAAAAAAUUUUUUAUAGAAAGGCCCCAAAACAUCAGCCUGUAUUUCAAGAUUCUUAUACAAAUGGCUGUAUUUGUGCAUACCUAAGCUUAACUCGCUACAUUUUCACACUUAAGUGCAUCAGUCUUAUUUACUCAAGAUGACCGCUUUCACCAACAUCACAAUCAAUUCCAGAUUAAGUUCAAGUUUAGCGUUGCGAACGUAACAACCGCAAUGUAUCUAAGCUUUUUGUUAAUCAUUUGCUAUACUCUGCCGCCUUUGCUGCGUGCUUGUCCCAUCUACCUGACAAUAUCACUUGAUGGUAAAACGUUGCAGGACUCACAUAUCGAAGUUAAUUGGGGUCCCGAAUGUCACGAAUAUCCCGAAUGGAUCGGCAUAUUUAAUGAAGAUCCUUCGACCGCUUAUGUCCCACCCGAGGCACGUAUUACGGAUAUAACUAACUCGUCUGGUAAGAUAGUGAGUGAUGUGAAAAUUGGUAAGCUACGAUUUCCACAAGGUUGGAAUAAUUAUGAUGAAAAUGUCGUACCCAUUGAGUAUCCGAAAGGCAAGUGUUUGCCCUAUUAUGUGGCAAGUUUCAAUGGUACCGAACUAUUGACGGUGGAGUGCUUGAAAAUACAACCGAAUUGGAUGUCGAAGUUGGAUCAUAUAGCGCAAAUGCCAUUGAAGGAACUCUUUAUACCAGGUACGCAUGCUUCUGCAGCGUAUGUAGCUAAUUUGACGAAAACCAAAUCGGUACUGAUCAAGGAUUAUGUAGUUGCCCAACAAUUUGAUGUCUGGUCUCAGUUAGUCUUUGGCAUACGAUAUUUGGAUUUCAGUAUUGGAUAUGACAAAAUCGACGAUGUCUACGACUCAAAUAAUGCGGAUAAUUUCUAUAUUGUCAAUGAAAAUAAACUUGUGCGCCCGCUGAGGAGUGUCUUGAAAGAUAUAAAGCGAUUCGUACAACUUUCUCACGAGGUCGUCAUAUUGGACUUUAGCUCCUUUCCUAUCGGAUUUUACAAGCAUCCCGAGCGCCAUAGCGGUCUGAACCAUCUGCUACGCGAAGAAGUCGGUGAUAUUGUGUAUAUUCGAAACACGAGCACUCAAGAAGGCUCUAAACAAUGUGACGAACUCACAAUAGAAGAAAUACGUAAGGAUAACAAAUAUCUAAUCAUAUUAUACCCAGUGCAGGAAUUACCCUAUCCGGAAAGUGAGUCGAAAAUGUUGUGCUCGAAUUGGAAACGCUUCUCAACGGCUUUUAUGAAUACCUCAGAGGCGUUAGACAAUAUGCGUUUACUGUUUAGCAAGAAACAAAAUUCACCAAUACAAAAUGAAGGUUGGGUUUUUCAAGCUAUACGCAGCAUGGAACAGUCAUUGAAUAAUAACAAGCUGGAGACAGCUAAAGAGCGUGCCGCCAUAUUGAAUCCCAAAGUUACCAGUUGGCUGAAGGGUCCGUGGAGCUUAGCCGCGAAUGUUGUGGCUUUCGAUUAUUUCAGCAAUACCAACAUUAUCGAUGUGGCCAUUUAUGCUAAUAUGCAUAAAGCUUUCAAUAUGGCUAAUAAGAAUUUUGUAAAUUUCGAAAUUGUUAGUGUUUGAAUUUGAAAACCAACACAUAGUAAUUGACGCUCAAACGCUGUGGCCCGAACAAUUUGAGACUAUCAUAGGGUGUCCAAAAGUUAAUGCAAUUUCGUUGAUAACCAAAGAUUUAGCUGUUAUAUUAUGUAUAUACAUACAUACAUAUUUAAUAAGAAUCUAAAUACAAUAAAAUAAAACUUUGUUCUUUCAGAUGGAUCUUUUCGAUUUUUGGUAAAUUUUCAGUUAGUAGUAGCGAAUUCGGAAAAUGGCGAGUUUUCUGUGUCGUUCCGUGAUAUAUCAGACUUCUGACUACAAUUUCACAUUCUUCCAACAAAUGUAUUGAUGCGUCUCAGUCCAUCGUAAUCUUUAAAGAGACCUGUUAAAAUUGUUUUUUUUUUU